This is a messenger RNA of Epinephelus moara (kelp grouper), 6446 nucleotides long. RefSeq names its product stromal interaction molecule 1a (gene stim1a). Gene Ontology annotation, molecular function: calcium channel regulator activity; calcium ion binding; protein binding. The record is from RefSeq and is a predicted model, not a curated record. Gene Ontology annotation, cellular component: plasma membrane; endoplasmic reticulum. Gene Ontology annotation, biological process: store-operated calcium entry; intracellular calcium ion homeostasis; activation of store-operated calcium channel activity. NCBI's taxonomy places the organism in Eukaryota, Metazoa, Chordata, Actinopteri, Perciformes, Serranidae. The transcript has 15 exons. The coding region runs from base 189 to 2684 and encodes 831 amino acids.
UCGGGGCUUGUCAGACAACCACCCACCAGGCGCACGGACCAGGCUGCUCUCACUUUCCCUAAUCUUAUUAUUAGUCUCCCUUAACUGAUAUGUGUAUGUGAACAUGUCCCCAAAAACCCCGAAGAACAGCUAAACAGGCAAAAUAAGGACUUUAAUGUACUAGCAAGCUAGCGACACACACACCAGCCAUGGAGUUCAACAAACUGCUGACAUUGUGGAUACUUUGCUUGUGUCUCAUUGGAGAAAGUUGGACUGAAAAACCAGCUUCACCUACACCCGAGAGUCCGACUGUUGAAAAUGGGGUGUCAGAUCUGUGUCGCAUCGACGAGCCACUAUGCAAAGAUGAGAACGCCAUUCUCAGCUACGAGGCUAUCCGUAGUAUCCACAAGCAGAUGGAUGAUGACGCAAACGGCAAUGUAGACGUCGUAGAAACAGACGGCUUCCUGAGAGAAGAUCUAAACUACCAUGACACGAAGGGCAGGCAUAACAGCUUCCACGGGGAUGACCAGCUCAUCAGUGUGGUGGACUUGUGGAACGCAUGGAAGGGCUCUGAAGUGUAUAAUUGGACAGUGGAUGAGGUGGUGGAAUGGCUCAUCACCUAUGUGGAACUGCCACAAUACGUGGAUGCCUUUCGCAAGAUGAGUUUUAAUGGAAGUGCCAUGCCAAGGCUCGCCGUAAAGAACACCACUCUGACACACUCUAUUCUGAAGAUUUUGGAUCGCAGCCAUGUGCAAAAGUUGCAGCUCAAAGCUUUGGACACCGUACUGUUUGGAGCGCCCCUGAUGAAUAGACAUAACCACCUGAAGGACUUCAUGCUGGUCGUGUCAAUAGUCAUCGGCAUGGGUGGCUGCUGGUUUGCCUACAUUCAGAACCGCUACUCAAAGGACCACAUGAAGAAGAUGAUGAAAGACCUUGAGGGCCUGCAGAGAGCUGAACAGAGUCUACAUGACCUGCAACAGAAGCUGCAGAUCGCCCAGGAGGAGCAUCGUACAGUCGAAGUAGAGAAGGUUAACCUGGAGCAGAAGCUGAGGGAUGAGAUCAACGCAGCCAAGCAGGAGGCCCAACGUCUGAGGGAGCUGCGCGAGGGCACAGAGAAUGAACUGAGCCGCCAAAAGUAUGCUGAAGAAGAGCUUGAUCAGGAAUUUGGCAGGAACAGCGCAGCACAUCCCACACAAGUGCGCAUGGCGUUGAAGAAGGCAGAGAAGGAGCUGGAGUCACGGUGUAGCUGGUCACCUCCAGAGUCUCUCCAGAAGUGGCUGCAGCUCACCCAUGAGGUAGAAGUGCAGUACUACAACAUCAAGAAACAAAAUGCUGAACGACAGCUCCUGGUGGCCAAAGAAGGGGCAGAGAAGAUAAAGAAAAAAAGAAACACUCUUUUCGGGACUUUCCAUGUGGCUCACAGCUCCUCUCUUGAUGACGUGGACCACAAAAUACUGGCUGCAAAACAAGCCCUGGGUGAGGUGACAGCUGCUCUGCGGGAGCGGCUUCAUCGUUGGCAGCAGAUAGAGAUCCUCACAGGUUUUACCAUCGUCAACAACCCAGGCCUUCCUUCCCUGGCCUCUUCCCUCAACCUUGAUCCCAGUUUCAUGGGCGGCAGAGCCACGCCCCAGCACUUCAUCAUGUCCGAUGACAUGGAUGACUUGGAUGAGGAUAUCGUGCCUGGAACUCUGCAAUAUGUCACCCGACUGUUGGAACGGCGAACCAGCGACGCGUGGUCCGUCGGUUCAGACUGUCAGCACAUGUGGAAAAAUCCCGCUCCCAGUAUGAUGUCCCUGCGCCAACGCCACAUUGAUCCCCAGCUGGCCAUGGGUUCCCAGAGGUUGGUAGAGAGUUCGCUGUUGGCGGGGCAGCAGGGGGAGGGAACGCCAUACCCAUCCAGAUCUAGGGCUACCCUCAAACAGUCACGCAGCCAGUCGUUUGGGCAGCUCGAGUGUCUCCCUCUGCCUUCUCUUUCUUCGGCUGUGUCUCAUCCCUCUGUCAUCUGUACCUCCAACCCAUACCCUCAUUCCCAGUCCUCCUCCUCUUCCUCCUGCAUACCCAGCUCUGUGGGCAGCGUGGUAGCCCCUCAUUCCUCCCAUAUGUAUCAUACUUCUUUCCAGCCCAUGGACCCCAUUCCUGAUUUCACCUUCUCAGAUGUCUCCAAAGCACACAGCUCGCGCAGGGACAGCCUCGGGGACCUAAAUCGCUCUGACUCUGACUCCUCCCUGUCCCUUUCCCAAGUUGGUGAUCGGCUAUCUGCCUACAGCUCCAAAGGCCUCCUAAUCAAGCCCACCUCUCUCAUGCACGGCCUAUCUGGUCGUGCAGAUGACACCAUCUCUCUGCAUGCUCACACCCCCAAUGGAGGGAACCGUAUUCAUGAGAUCAGUCCUGCAGAGCCCGUCUCUGACAGCCCUAUACUCAUGAAGAAGGUGUACGGCGUUGAGCAGUCUCCCAGCCUGGGAGAGAUCAACAGUCUGUCAGAGUCAUCCCGCUCCCUCAGCCCCAAUUCCACUGAACCUGACACGCCGUCACCUACAGGAGGGCAACCAGGGGCAGUGGGGGCGAAGGGCAACAGCCGCAUCCCGCAGCUCUCCGCCAAGAAGAGCCCACUGGAGGAGGACAGUGGCUCUACGGGAGAAGACACAGAUUCCACUGCCAGCCGCAAGAAACACACCUUCAAGAUCUUCAAGAAACAGAGGAAAUAAGGGCUACAUGAACUUCAGGCUGUCAAAGCUGUUUGACUGUAUUCCUCUGGUCUGUUUUUGAAAAAGAAAAAGUUUCCAAAAAGUUUUGUGGGUUCUUUAAGGGUCAAAUGAUGGCACAAUUUGGUGCCGUUGCAUCUUUUUGUGGGUACGACACCUACUCUAAGAAACUGUGGGAGCAACCAGCUGUUCAGUUCUAUCUGUUUAUUUGGUCAAUGUUGUGGGGAAUGGGUAGGUUUGUAUAUUGGAAUGUAAAGUAUUAUUUAUUCUGCAGGAAGUUGUGCCAGUCUCAAAGGGAAAUGUGUCUCCCAGUUGGUUUUUCUUUCUUGUUCUACAAUCUAUAACAUUUUGCAUGUCUUCACUUUUGUUUGACUGAUACUCGAAUGCUCUUAGUGUUUGCUUGGUUCUCGUCGUUAACCUGCUUAGACAACACUUGGUGUUUCUUUUAUUACUACCUAACCACCUAGCCUACAAAUCCAAAGUGAAUGUGCACUCUUUUUUUCACUGAAUACUUUGUUUUUAUCGAUGGCUACACGUUUUUCCGUCCUAUGUUGUCUUCUUCUUGGCAGAGCAAACGAUACAUUCAGGAGGUCUUCAAACAGAAAAGUAGUCGUAGAACGCUCGGACUAGUAUUUAAGUGAUUUAAAUUUCACUUUUGGCUGUCAAAAAAUGUAUCAAGUGCCAUUUGAGUGCAGCAAUAGUAGCUACUUCCAGUUAUUCCCUAGAAAUAAAACAAAGUAGGUUAAGAAACGCUUGAAACCUUGGAGUUUGACAUGAGGUUUAUGUCCCUACAGGAAGUUACAAAAGGACCAUCGAAUUGCAGCCUUAGACCUUUUGCUUUAUUUUUAGUAUUUAGGUGUUUACUGCAUGUGAGCAUUGGAGAGUGAGGGAGAAGUGCUUUGCUUAAAUGGCCAGCUUUUAAACAGUGCCAGCAAAUUAAACCUGUGGUUAAUAUUUGGAUUGAAACAUAUCCUGGAGCAGGAAGUCAUCAAGUGAUUAAAUUUCCUAACUUAAAUAUCUAGCUUGGAUUAUUGUGUUACCAAAAACAUUACUUCCAAUGAGGCUGCGUGACUGCGUUGAAUUUGAAAACUGGGGUACUACUUUGGAGAAAGUGCAUGGUAUCAUACAGUAUAUCAUGACCUAUUUAUCAAAGAUUUUAACACCAAACACAUGAAGCACAUUAUUCAGCUAUUUUUAAAAAAAAAAUGUAUUUUUUGUUUUUGAAGAUGAUCCUCUUAAAAUAUAAAUGGGGACCAACAUUUUCCACUGAUACCCCUUUUCCCUCAACGUGGAACAGGUUUUGUUCCUGUUCCUGCACCUAAUUUUGAGCUGUUGAGGCAUUUCCACCAAAAAUAAAUACAUUUGGAACCCAAAAAAAGUUUCCAGCUGGAACCAAAAAAUAGGUUUGUCUUGACCUUAAGUGUAAACCAUGACAAGAUAAGUUGGCUUGUCACUUUCUAUGGACUCAAGAGAGAGGCUGGAGUGUUCAAAGAAAUAGUCUUCUAUGUCUUAUUCUCAAUAAUAGUUGCUCCAUGCAUGUUUUCAGGAGAAAAACAAAUAUCUGUAAUAACAGAUCAAAAGCUCGCAGUAAUCAGCCACCUUGCCACUACUGUUAACUUCUGUUGUGAAUUGUGCAACGCCCUCUGUUGAAGACUUAUCCUUGAUAAGAAUGCCUCUGCUAAAAAUGGUGCUAAAUGGCACCAAGGUUUCAAAAAAUCCUGAUCAAAAUCAGUUCAAGAACCAGAGCUAAUUUGGUGGAGGAGGGGUACAAGUGUUAAUUUGAUGAAUGGGGUGCGACAUUAACUUGGAUUUCAGCGCCUGCAGUCCCGUCUUAUUGUUUCCGUUUAAAUGACUUUUUCUGUGGACAAUGAAAAUGUCACAGUAGUUUGUCAGUGAGAGAUAGGUGCUGGAAAGGGCUAUUAGUUAGAAGGCAAAAUCAUUUGCUUUUUGUACGACAGAAAUGUUCAAGAUGUAUCCACUUUGUAAUCCACCUUUUAUGGAAGAUUUAGCUCAACAAGUCAUGAAAGCAGAAAACGAUUCACGUCAAAGUGCCAAAUCACUAUUUCUGUCAGAGGCCUUUGUAUUUGUAGUGUGUUCAGCCCGUUGAACCCCGUUUACACAGAACAAUAAACCACAUGAUAUAUAUAUAUAAAUAUAUACAGUCUGUAAUGUAUAUCCUGAGUUUAAGCGCUGAAUGUCCAAGGGUAUUGUUCUGUAACAGUAUCAUCAGUACAGUAUGUUUACAGAUAAUGAUUAUCCUCAGACUAUCACGACAAAGAACAUUGUGCCAGUUUUAAUAUUGACAGCUUCAUAUGAGCACAGAACUAUGCAUCAGUAGUUGUAGGUGAUUAUUAAAGUAGUAAGGACGCCAGUACACUUAGGGUGUUCCUGACCAAUGAACAACCAAAAAGUGCUGCAAAAGACACAGUUGGCCUCUCCCAGCCUCAUAAUGUAACAGGUGGUUUGGAUGUACAAGACAUGUUUGAAUAUUUUCUUUUAGAAACCAGCUUAAAAAAUAUAUAUCAAUUUCCUACUGGUACCUUUUUUAAAGUGUCAUUUGUACCUCUUUUGCACGACAGAGCUGUAAAUGGAUUAUGCCAUCUGAAUGUGUGUGAGUGUGUUGUGUGAGUGUGUGCGUCCGUCUGCUCCCAGUAUAAUGCACUGUAAUGUUGAUGCAUGUCAACUGCUGUAACAAAACCUAUAUUGGGUUAAAAGAGUGGAUCAGCUUAAGCUCCUUACUCCCCACCCUCCUUUUUCUUUCUCUUUACUUUGAGCUUCUAUUUAUGAAUACACAGUAUAUUUGUACAGAGAAAAUGAUAAUUUUGCAUCUUCUGUGAUGGUCUAGACUUUUAUGGCACUCCUGCAUGAUAGCAAUAAACUAUUUUGAAUGAAAGAUGAGCUGAUCUGUCAUGGACAUUACACUACAUGCUGCACAACACCUCUCAACUGGAGAGGGUGUUUUCUGUUAAAGGAACAGUAUGUAAGAUUUAGGGGUUUUUUUUGGCAUUUAGCGUUUAGUUGCGGGGGGCUGGAGCCUAUCCCAGCCGACAUUGGGCGAGAGGAAGGGCACACCCUGAACAGGUUGCCAGACUGACAACAGACAGACAACCAUUCACACUCACAUUCACACCUACGGCCAAUUUAGAGUCACCAAUUAACCUGCAUGUCUUUGGACUGUUGGAGGAAUCUGGAGUACCCGGAGAAAACCCACGCUGACACGGGGAGAACAUGCACAGAAGGGCGCCCUCCUGGGAUUGAAGCAGGAACCCUCUUGCUGUGAGGCGACAGUGCUAACCACUAUACAACCGUGCCGCCUGAUUUAAAGCAGUAAAAACAAAAUAAGGCAGUUUCAUGUCAUAAAUCAGUGUUUCUCCUGCAUUGCUUGGUAUGUCAGAGAUGGACAGCUGGCUCAGCACCUGCUUAUAUGUGCUCACCUAUCUUCACUGAUAACUCAAGAUCCAGAUGUUCAGGAGGAUUUUACCAAAAGCCAAAUAAUCCAGAGAGGUCUCUUUGUCUCCUGUUCUGGGUUAUAAACGGGCUAUUCUUGUUUUUUUUAUAAUCAGUAACUUUAACUGUUUUCUUUUGAACAGAAAAAAACAGUAUCAGAUGGGAUACAUCAUAUGGCCAUUUAAAUUUGUUAAAAUAGGGUACAAUACAAGGACCGGAGAAGUUACACAGUGGUAUAAUUAGACAGACAAUGCUGAGACAAACUGACUACACAACAAUUAAUACUAAUAAAUAAAGAUAAAAGAGGUUAAAAAAUCA